Messenger RNA from Arvicola amphibius (Eurasian water vole), 2303 nucleotides. It is a transcript of the gene Tmem64, whose product is annotated as transmembrane protein 64. NCBI's taxonomy places the organism in Eukaryota, Metazoa, Chordata, Mammalia, Rodentia, Cricetidae. The record is from RefSeq and is a predicted model, not a curated record. The coding region runs from base 153 to 1319 and encodes 388 amino acids. The transcript has 3 exons.
CUCCCGGCAGGACCGCGUCUUCGCCAUCCCGGGCCGUUCCCUCCCCGCCAGCGGACGCAGGGAGCCGAGGCCCGGCGUGCGAGGUUGUCAUGGAAGGCCGCCGAGCGGCGGACGCGGCGGGAGCGGAGACCCUGGCCCGCUGAGGCCCAGGCAUGCGGAGUCCCGGCGGGAGCCUGCUCCACUCGCUGCCCCGGGCCUUGCAACACGCCGGUCGGCUGGGCGGCGCGGAGCAGCCGGGCCGCCGAGCACCGGAGAGGACGGUGGGCGGGGACCGCCCCGAGGACCGCCUUCCCCGCGGGGGCGGGGCCAGCGCAGCGGCUGCAGCGGCGGCGGCGGCAGCGGCGGCCUCGGGCGCCCUGCUCGGCGCCUAUCUGGAGCGCCACGGUCCGCCCGCGGCCUCGGGCUUGCCGGCGCCUGCCGGGGCGUUGGCGGGCGGCCCCGGGAGCAGCGGCGGCGGCGGCGGCGGCGGCGUGGUGGUCGGGGUGGCCGAGGUGAGAAACUGGCGGUGCUGCUGCCUCGGCAGCACCUGUUGGUGCCGGAGCCUCGUGCUGGUGUGCGUGCUGGCCGCCCUGUGCUUCGCUUCCCUGGCCCUGGUCCGCCGCUACCUGCAGCACCUCCUGCUCUGGGUGGAGAGCCUCGACUCGCUGCUCGGGGUCCUGCUCUUCGUCGUGGGCUUCAUCGUGGUCUCCUUCCCCUGCGGCUGGGGCUACAUCGUGCUCAAUGUGGCGGCCGGCUACCUGUACGGCUUCGUGCUAGGCAUGGGGCUCAUGGUGGUGGGCGUCCUCAUCGGCACCUUCAUCGCUCAUGUGGUUUGCAAGCGGCUGCUCACCGCCUGGGUGGCCGCCAGGAUCCAGAGCAACGACAAGCUGAGCGCCGUUAUCCGCGUCGUGGAGGGAGGAAGCGGCCUGAAGGUGGUGGCGCUGGCCCGGCUGACUCCCAUACCUUUUGGGCUUCAGAAUGCAGUGUUUUCGAUUGCUGAUCUUUCCUUACCCAACUAUCUGAUGGCGUCUUCACUUGGACUGCUUCCGACUCAGCUUCUAAACUCGUACCUGGGCACCACCCUGCGGACGAUGGAAGACGUCAUUGCAGAACAAAGUGUUAGUGGAUAUUUUGUCUUUUGUUUACAGAUUGUUAUAAGCAUAGGCCUCAUGUUUUAUGUGGUCCAUCGAGCUCAAGUGGAACUGAACGCAGCUAUCGUAGCUUGUGAGAUGGAACUGAAAACCUCUCUGGUUAAAAGCGGUCAGCCUGAUGCCAGUGGCUCUUCCUUCUACAGCAAGAGGACCCUCACGUUUUCUGGAGGUGGAAUCAAUGUUGUAUGAGUCUUACAAACUGUGGUUGUCAAGAGCUAGUGUGCUGUCCAGGCCUAGCGGUCACGUCCCUAGUGGCGGGCACAAGUGCUACUUGCUCAUUGUGGCACAAACAAAACUGACUAGUUUUUAAAUUGCACAAUUUUCUAAAAGCAAGAAUCAUUUUCUGGGUCUGUCAAUGUGGAAGCCGCACCGGCUGCCCCUUGUUAGGCCUGUGAUGCCUGUAGCGUGCACUUUAGUGUUGUUGGAUCGCUUUAUUGCUGGGACUUAGGAACAGAAAUCACCCAGAGAGUUCUUUCUGUUUAGUAUCUUUAUUUAUAAAGCCCAUGGAUAGUUGUCUGCAUCUGUCUUCAAAGGAGUAAAGUCUGCAGUCCUGCACGGAUCAUUGCUGGAUGCUCUUGGCUUAGGUGGUCCUUCCAGAAGGAGUAAACAUGAUGUUUCUGUUUUUGCUUUAUUUCUGUUGUUGUUCCCUUAUUUGUUUUAAGCAGGACAACUUUACUUCAUUUUCUUUGCUUGUGAGAAAAUAAGUGUAUUUCAGUUGAAUGUAUGUUAUCAAGCAUUAUAUCAUUGUGGGUCUUUACACCUUUUCAUAUAAGCUUAAAUCCUACCAUUGUGGGACUGAAGUGCUCUUAAGAUUCCUUUUUGUUUCCACUGUGUUAUAUGCAAAGCAAAAGGGAAAUGAUUUAGUAGGUGGUGGCUCAAAAGGAGAACCUACGUGCUUAUUUCUUUAUGUUGUUUUCACCUGUUAGACCUCAUCAAAGGGCUGUGUGAUUAGCACUCUUACUAAACCAUUUUCCCUUUUUAUAUUACUAAUUAGGCUUUGAAAUAAAAAUUAUUCCUACAAAAUGAUGGGCUUACCAUCUCUGAAGUUGUUGUUCAGGUGGCCUUGUUAGAAAGAAACAAGCUUUAAAAUCAUGUAUAUAGUUCCAUUAAAGUUCUUAUAUAUUUGUCCCCAUAGUCUUCAGCUUUAAAACUAUAAACAUAAUUUUAUCACAA